Messenger RNA from Polypterus senegalus (gray bichir), 1286 nucleotides. RefSeq names its product selenoprotein M (gene selenom). The record is from RefSeq and is a predicted model, not a curated record. Gene Ontology annotation, cellular component: endoplasmic reticulum lumen. The transcript has 5 exons. Gene Ontology annotation, molecular function: oxidoreductase activity. Lineage: Eukaryota; Metazoa; Chordata; Cladistia; Polypteriformes; Polypteridae.
CUCCGAUUUUUAGGCUUCCGCUCCCCAGACGGUCUGACGUGGCAGAAGCGGCUGCAGUGCCAGCGCGUGUGCCAAUACCGAGUCCGUCAAAGCCCACGAUGCAGCGGCGGCUUCUGCUCCUGCUGUGCGGUGCGGUGCUCCUCACCGGCCUCUCGGCGUACCAAGUGGACCCCGAUAAGCUGAAGGACCUGGCGCGGGGAAAAGUCGAGACCUGUGGAGGAUGACAACUGAACAGGCUCAGAGAGGUGAAGGCCUUCGUCACGCAGGACAUCCCUUUCUAUCAUAACCUGGUCAUGAAGCACAUUCCUGGCGCCGACCCCGAGCUGGUCCUAAUCAGCCACUACUACGAAGAGCUCGAUCGGAUCCCCUUGAGCGACAUGACCCGCACGGAAAUAAACGAGCUGCUUCAGUCACUCGGCUUCUACAAGAAGGAAAGCCCAGAUGCUGCUGUCCCCGAAGAAUUUCGUUUUGCCCCGGCCAAGGACAGCCCCUGGAGAAAACAGGACCCCGAUCUGAACGGCACAACUGGCAGCCGGGAUCCAUCGAGUCCAUCAAACGAGGAAACACCCGAACUCCGAGACAACACUGAGGAUCCGGAAUCACGGACCACUGAAGGGGAUCCUGACCAAAACGCACAACAUGCAGACUUGUAAAGCACAAUGGUGAAGACGCCACCACUCACCCAGUGACGGACUGGUUAAGGGUUGGCUUCUUUAGGACCCUGAAAUGGAUUUCUAGUUAAUUAGAGACCUGAAAUUAGUGCAAUACAAGUAAGCGUGGUGGUGGUGGGUGCGUCUGCUGAUCGAGCGGUUCCUGCCUUGUGCCUGCUGUGGCUUGGGACAUGUUCUAGAAUUCUAAGAUGGAGGACACCCGGGAUACGUAAUUUAAAACACUGUAACAAAAAUGUGACAGGGAUGGCGGCCAUUUUGAGACGACGGUCACGAUUCGCAGCAAAAUAAGUUAUUCUUAAAAAAACAAACUGUGGUUCUGCCAGGCUCUCCGAUAUUUACUUGAAAUGUUUUCACAUUAGACACACUGGAAAAGUGGCAGAACCAAUCAGACCACCGGAGCUCCGCUCCACGGAGGAGGUUGUCACUCGAUAUCUUGGUUAACUACAGUCAAGGUUAGAGUUAUCUGACUCAAAAUCCUGCAAUCUGAUUGGCUGAACUGGUCUGCGGCUGGACUCAUCUCGACAGCACACCCUUUUCAAAUUAUCGUCACAGAGAUGCACGUAUUUGUAAAUAUUGGGGCCACUGGGAGGCACCCCAGAGCCCUGAACACCCAGU